This is a messenger RNA of Lathyrus sativus (Indian pea), 1602 nucleotides long. NCBI's taxonomy places the organism in Eukaryota, Viridiplantae, Streptophyta, Magnoliopsida, Fabales, Fabaceae. The record is from the annotation of a GenBank genome assembly.
AUGGAUUUGGUUUCUGAUUUUCCAACUUCUAGUGCCAUUUCAUUAGCUUUCUUUUCAAUAUUCUUCUUUUUCUAUCUUUAUUAUAGAUCUUCUAAAGUUUCUAAUACCAAAGAGGCUCCUAUAGUUCAAGGGGCAUGGCCAAUAAUUGGUCACCUCCCACUUUUGAGGGCUUCAAAAGGAAUACCUCAUAAAAUCUUAGGUCAAUUGGCAACCACUUAUGGACCCUUAUUUUCCAUUAAGCUUGGUUCCAAACGUGCUUUGGUAUUAAGUAAUUGGGAAAUGGCUAAGGAAUGUUUCACCAAAAAUGAUUUGGCAAUUUCUAGUCGCCCUAUACUUGAAUCAACCCAACAUAUGGCUUACAAUGGAGCCAUGUUUACUCUAGCACCCUAUGGUCCUUUUUGGCGCCAAGUACGUAAAAUUACAACUUUAGAGAUCCUCAGCCAUCGACGUUUGGGGCAACUACAACAUUUCCGUGUCAUGGAAGUUCGCCGUUCGAUCAAAGAGCUCUACAAUGGUUGGUGUAGUAAAGAAAACAAGCCAUUAGAUUAUGUGUUGGUGGAGAUGAAACAAUGGUUUGGCCAAUUAAGUUCCAACAUUGUUCUUCCCAUGUUGAUUGGGAAGCGAUAUUUCGGUGCUACAAGUGUAAUAGACAAGGAAAAAGCACAAAAAUGUAUACAAACUUUGAAUGAGAUGCUGCAUUUGGUUGGUGUGUUCACUGUGGGAGAUGCUAUUCCAUUUUUGAAACGGUUUGAUUUUGGUGGCCAUGUGAAGGCCAUGAAAAAAGCUUCUAAGGAGAUGGACAAGAUCUUGCGUGAAUUAUUAGAGGAGCAUCGCAACGAUAACAAGACUUUGAGUGAGAAGGACGAUGUUGAUCCCGAUCAUCAAGAUUUCAUGGAUGUGAUGCUUUCAUUGCUUGAUGGAACGACCGUUGAAGGAUUUGAUUCUGAUACCACAAUCAAAGGCACAAUAUUGGCAUUGAUUGCGGGAGGAGUUGACACUACUAGUGCUACUCUUACAUGGGCCAUAUGUUUGUUACUAAAAAAUCCUCAUGUAAUGAAGAAAGCAAAACAAGAACUUGACAUUCAAGUUGGAAAAGAGAGGUGUGUACAAGUCUCUGAUAUAGACAAUUUGGUAUACAUUCAAAGUAUAGUCAAAGAGACAUUAAGAUUAUAUCCACCAGUUCCACUCUCAGUACCUCGUGAAUUUUCAGAAGAUUGCAAUUUAGGAGGAAACGUAAUCAAAAAAGGAACUCGACUUAUCUUGAAUCUUUGGAAGAUCCACACGGAUCCUAAGGUUUGGUUAGAUCCAUUAGAGUUCAAACCGGAACGAUUUCUUACCACUCAUAAAGACAUUGACGUUAAGGGUCACAACUUUGAGUUAUUACCAUUUGGAAGUGGUAGAAGAAUUUGUCCUGGAAUAUCAUUGGGUCUUCAAAUGGUAAAUUUAACCUUAGCAAGUUUUUUGCACUCAUUUGAAAUCUCAAAUCCUUCAAGUGAACCUAUUGAUAUGACUGAAGCUUUUGGAGUAACCAAUACUAAAGCAAAUCCGCUUGAAAUCCAUAUUAAGCCUUGUUUGUCUUCUAAUUAUUAUGAAAAUAUGUGA